Messenger RNA from Triticum aestivum (bread wheat), 811 nucleotides. RefSeq lists its product as uncharacterized. Lineage: Eukaryota; Viridiplantae; Streptophyta; Magnoliopsida; Poales; Poaceae. The record is from RefSeq and is a predicted model, not a curated record. The coding region runs from base 81 to 770 and encodes 229 amino acids. The transcript has 2 exons.
CUUAUCUUAUCUCUAACGCAGCUCCUCCACUCAUUUCUUCUUCUUUCUUCCUCAUACAUCCCAUCGCCAAGAGAUUAGCCAUGCCGAGCAGCCGAGCACCACCACAACAGCUAGGAAGAUGGAAGAGCUUUGACGUCGCCUGUCGGCACCAACAGCCGGAGCUCCUCCGUUGCAUAGUUGGAGGCGGCAUAGCUGCAAAGCAGCGCCCAUGGAGGGGAGCCAUGGUGAGCACCACCACAACAGCGGGGGAACCGGGAGGUGCUGCCGGCGAUAAGAAACGGCGCUCGUCGACGAACGCUGGUGCUGCAACGCACGAACGCGUCGACGGCCGCCAUACUCGAGCGACAGCGGGGGGAGCUGCUCGGCGCAGGCGACGAAGCUGCAAUGGAGCGCUCGACGCCGACGGCGGAGCUGCAAUGGAGCUGCUCGGUGCGGGUGGCGCAGCUGCAAUGGAGCUGCUCGGCGCAGGUGACGGAGCUACAAUGGAGCGCUCGACGCCGACGACGGAGCUGCAAUGGAGCUGCGCGGCGCAGGCGACGGAGCUGCAAUGGAGCGCUCGACGCCGACGACGGAGCUGCAAUGGAGCUGCGCGGCGCAGGCGACGGAGCUGCAAUGGAGCGCUCGACGCCGACGACGGAGCUGCUGGCGCAGGCGGCGGAGCUGCAAUGGAGCUGCUUGACACAGGCGGCGGAGCUGCAAUGGAGCUGCUGUUGGAAAUAUGCCCUAGAGGCAAUAAUAAAAUGGGUAUUAUUAUAUUUCCUUGUUCAUGAUAAUUGUCUAUUGUUCAUGCUAUAAUUGUGUUAUCCGGAAA